AUGGCAACACCAAAAUGGGGUUCCAUAGCCUACUUGAUAUUGCUUAGCUGGGGAGUUACCUCUGCUCUUAGGGUUAUUACUGGCAAGGAAAAAGAAAUGGUUGAUGAACCAGAGAAGUUUGUCUUAGGUGGACAAAUUGGAGGAGGGCUUGGUGGACAAAUUGGAGGAGGGCUUGGUGGACAGAUUGGAGGAGUUGGUGGAGGUACUAUUGGAGGUAGUAUUAGUUUCGGUCCAGGUUUUGGUAUUGGAGGUAGUAUUGAAGGUGGGAUUGGCAAUCUAGGUGGUGGUAGUAGCGAAGGUGAGGGUAACCGCGGUUGCCAAGGUCAUGGUGCUUGUAGUGGCCAAGCUAGUGGUAUUGGCGGUGGGGGAGGUGGUGGUAUUGGCAGUGGACUAGGUGGUGGUAUUGGCGGUGGCCUAGGUGGUGGUAUUGGAGGUGGGGUAGGUGGAGGUAUUGGCGGCGGGGGAGGUGGUUGCAUUGGAGGUGGCCAAGGGGGUGUUAUUGGUGGUGGUAUUGGCAGUGGUGAAGGCGGUGGUCCAGGCUUCGUCAUCCCAGGUUAUGGAACUCCAGGCUAUGAAAUUGGUGAUACUAAUGGCGGCCAAAUUGGUUCUGGUCUAUAUUGCACACCAAUUCAUUGCCCUGCUGCUACCUGCAAAGGAGUUCGUUUGUACUUUCAACAUGACCAGUCCAUGGAUGAUACCAAUGUCCACAAUAACCACUUCAAAGUAGACCAUGAGCCCAUGGAGGGAAGAAACAGCCAUGGAGAAAAUGGCAUCCAUGUCAAUGAGAUUACACAUGAACAAUGGAAGAUGCCCACAGAUGAAACCAGCAGCAAUGCUGAAGGUGAAGGGCAUCGAGAUCGCAGUAUGGAUGCCAUGGCCCCAGAAUCAGACUAG
This is a messenger RNA of Prunus armeniaca (apricot), 894 nucleotides long. The record is from the annotation of a GenBank genome assembly. NCBI's taxonomy places the organism in Eukaryota, Viridiplantae, Streptophyta, Magnoliopsida, Rosales, Rosaceae.